AUGACUGACGAGGAAUUUGAAGAAAUUUAUGCCAAUAAUAAAAUUUUAGGCAAUUUUGAGAUGCAAAAAGAAAUUUCUUCAAACAUUACGAGACCAAUUAAGCAAAAAGACAUCAAUUGGUACACCCCAAAAAUUCCAGUGAAAAAUCAAGGAAGAUGUGGGGCUUGUUGGGCUUUUGCUGCGACUGGUUUACUCGAAUACGAUUAUUUUAUCAAGAAAAAGGAAAUUGUCUCGCUAUCGGAACAGGAACUACUUGACUGCGUUCCCAUCAAGUAUAAUUAUGGAUGCAAGGGCGGGAUUCCGUAUUAUGCCCUUGAAUUUGUGAAGGACAGUGGCAUCAAUUACGAAAAGGACUAUCCCUACGAGAAAAGACAAAGAAAAUGCCAAAUUCGAUUGAAAAAAGCCCCAAAAUUGGUGCAAAAUGUUCAAAUGACGCCCAUUGGCGAAACAGCAAUUUACGAAACUUUGUUCUAUAGUCCCGUCAUCGUCGCCGUUUACGCGAACAGUAAAGUGUGGAAAAGUUACAAGAAAGGUUUUAUCACAGCGACGGAAUGCGGGCGGAAUAGACCUAAUCAUGCAAUUUUAAUUCUGGGAGUUGUAAGAGAAGGCGGUCAAAGAUUAUGGUACGCACGAAAUUCGUAUGGAGAGACAUGGGGUCUAAAUGGACACUUGAAACUAGCAAUGAAUGAAAAUGCUUGUCAAAUUGGAGACACCCAUGGAUUUUAUGUAACUGUUUAA
Culicoides brevitarsis is the source of this 738-nucleotide messenger RNA. RefSeq names its product procathepsin L-like. Gene Ontology annotation, molecular function: cysteine-type endopeptidase activity. Gene Ontology annotation, cellular component: lysosome. The record is from RefSeq and is a predicted model, not a curated record. Lineage: Eukaryota; Metazoa; Arthropoda; Insecta; Diptera; Ceratopogonidae. The transcript is spliced from 3 exons. Bases 1 to 738 code for a protein of 245 amino acids.